Paramecium octaurelia is the source of this 547-nucleotide messenger RNA. The record is from the annotation of a GenBank genome assembly. Lineage: Eukaryota; Ciliophora; Oligohymenophorea; Peniculida; Parameciidae.
AUGUACUUUAGUUAGAAAUUUGGAGAGGAUGACUCUUCAAACUAAUUUAAUUUUUAGGAAAAUCCAUCAUCAAGGAUCUUUUCUUAAUAAGAUUAUGAAAUAGUAAGUAUUAUUAAUAUAGAAUAUUUAGAGAACAGACCCUUAUGUAACAUAAACUUAGAUGAUAUCCAGCCUAAUCAAUCCGAAAAAUGAAAAGUUUUGCUUUAAGAAUUUUCCUAAGCUCUUGGGGAAUAAAUUGGUCAAGAAAAUACGUAAAGAAGCUAAGGUUCCAAAUGGAAUCCAAACUCUCAAAGAAAAACGAGCUAAGACUCGAUAAUCAGAAAUUAAAAUACAAGAUUUAUAGUAAGUUUGUAAAACUGAUGAUGUUUCAAGAUAGUAUUUUCAAAUCUUUGUUGGUUAUGACAUGUUUUUACAUGUCUUAAAUAGUAACAAAAUUGAGGAUCCUAUCCGUCUUAUACCUGUUAUUAGUAAUUAUUGGGCAGCAGCCAAUGAGCCUGAUAAAAUGAUAAGCAACUCCUUAAUGAAUAAAUACUUUUAAUCCUAAUGA